GUGAUGACGUCACGGUGACGUAAAACUGCCUCCGUCCGCCGACUUAUUAAACAUGUCCGGGUUCUCUGCUCUACAAGCUCGGCGGCGUCACGGUGAGACCUCGCGUCAAAACUGAAGACUCGGAGCGCCGUCCUGACUCCCUCACCGAGACCUCAGGUGAACUUCCUCUUCCUAGCGAUAACCUUUGACUACUAGCUUCACUCAGCCGUGUGGUUUGCUCAUUUCACCCGCUGAUAAGCAACUAAAGUCGGCCUUGGCGUCCGGACUCUCCCGGGGAGGGCGCUGUGUUCGAGGUCAUCGGCUUCCAUCAUCGGGCUCCACGCAGACCUUCCAGGAAUGAAGAGCCUGCCGUACUUCUGCCGGGGAGAAGUUAUUCGAGGCUUCGGGAGAGGGAGCAAAGAGCUGGGCAUUCCCACAGCAAACUUCCCGGACUCCGUGGUGGACAAUCUGCCGGCGGACAUCGGCACGGGCAUCUACUACGGCUGGGCCUGUGUGGGCAACGGCGACGUGUACAAAAUGGUGAUGAGCAUCGGCUGGAACCCAUACUACAAAAACACCAAAAAGUCCAUGGAGACUCAUGUCAUCCACAAGUUUAAGGAGGACUUCUACGGGGAGACCCUCAGUGUGGUCAUGGUGGGCUACAUCCGCCCGGAGAGAAGCUACAACUCACUGGAGGCCCUAAUCGCCGCCAUCAACGGCGACAUCGAGGAGGCCAAGGUCCAGCUGGAGCUGCCCGAACACGCCAAGCUGAGGGAGGACAACUUCUUCACCAGCAGACCUGACUGCACCCCCACCCCCUCACCCACCGCGUCGUCCUCCUCCUCAAAGACUAUCAUGAAUGGACACUGAGAGCUGUUGCCGUGGCGACACGUGGUCGAAACAUGACUUCUUUUCCCGUUUUGUAUCGUUUUUCUUUUACGUGGCAACUUAAUGUGAUUCAAUGUAAAUCUUCAACACAUGUCAGUGUGGCCAUUAUUGUGUAGAACAACAACACUAUAGAGUUACACUAUGCAACACACACACACUCGCUAAUUACUGGGUUUACAAAACCAGCCCCAGUGAAAUGUCACCCUCCUUCUUUACAGUUCAUCCAUUUGUUUGCUCCCGCCUGUCAACGUUCAAAGAAUAAAGUCCACGAACAGACAGCAUUUUGUAUUUAUAAUUUAUUGUGGGGGGGGGGGUCCUACAAGAAAGGCCAACCAGAAAAGACUAGAAAUAAUUACAACUUGCCAUUUUAUUGUGCUUGAAGAAAUGAACGGGUGUAAAUAUAUCAGAUAGUUGGAAUGUAAUCUAUCCUAUGAAAUGUUUUUUUCUGCCAAGUGAAGUGUCGUUUCCGCAUUUAAAGGACAACAAUAAUAAUACAGAGUGUAUACUGUUUGUUCAUCCAAUAAAUCAUUUGACCCAG
Molecule: messenger RNA, 1405 nt
Organism: Nerophis ophidion (straightnose pipefish)
Lineage: Eukaryota; Metazoa; Chordata; Actinopteri; Syngnathiformes; Syngnathidae
Gene: rfk
Product: riboflavin kinase
Exons: 5
Coding region: 337-849 (170 amino acids)
Biological process (GO): FMN biosynthetic process; riboflavin biosynthetic process
Cellular component (GO): mitochondrion
Molecular function (GO): riboflavin kinase activity
Source: RefSeq, a predicted model, not a curated record